Antechinus flavipes (yellow-footed antechinus) is the source of this 1049-nucleotide messenger RNA. RefSeq names its product MICOS complex subunit Mic26-like. Gene Ontology annotation, cellular component: MICOS complex. Lineage: Eukaryota; Metazoa; Chordata; Mammalia; Dasyuromorphia; Dasyuridae. Gene Ontology annotation, biological process: cristae formation. The record is from RefSeq and is a predicted model, not a curated record.
CUUUUGAAAUUUCCUGGGGAUGAGAAUACCUUCUGACCUUUUCCUUGACGAUAUAGUGCCUCACGAGACUAUUCAGAUCUAAGAGUCACUGAGAAGCAAAAGAAGCAGUAACUGAUAUUAACAGAUUUUUUAUAAUGAGAAUAUCAACAGUUAACGGCAACUCAGCCAAUAAAAAAAGGCUUCUCUCCAGUUCUCCACGGACUCAUCGCUCUUUAGGUCCUUCCGCUGUGGGAGGCGUUAAACCUAGGUGACCCUUGCCCCCAACCCCAGUUGGAUGCUCUAUCUCGGUGGCCGCCCCUGAGGCAACAUGUUCAAGGUCGUGCGGUGGUCACUUGCUUCUGCCAGCCUGAGCCUUCUGUCCUUCAGCGUCCAUGCAAAGAAAGAGGACGGUUCUCCAGUCAGAGUUGAUGAACUUUCUCUCUACUCAGUUCCAAACUUUGACUCCAAAUUUGUCAAGGAACCACGAAGCUCCUUGGAGGAAGGUAUCUAUAGACUUAGAACAGCUGUUGAAUCGUAUGCGUCUAUGUUUCAGGCUGUUUACAAUAAAAGGAAGCCCACAGGGGAUGAUGGCAUUCAACAGGGAACAGGGAGUAGCAAUGAUUUUCAAAAGUCACCACCGCAAAUUUUGAAAAAGCUCAGUGUGAUUGGUUUUUCUGGAGUCUUGGGAUACUUUUUUGCUAGACCUUCAAAAUUAAAGAAACUCGUGUAUCCAAUGGGUUUCAUGGGCAUUACUUCGUCUUUCUAUCAUCCACAAGAGGCUUGCAAUAUUGCAGCAUUCUUUGGGGAGAAAUUAUAUGAUUGGAGUUUGAUAGUCUUCAAGAACCUACAAGAUACGUUUAAGGUAUACUUUCAAAAUAAUAUAAACCAGGAGAAGAUUGAAAACUGGAAGGAUUCAAGUAAACAAAAAAAGAAAUAGGAUGGUACUAGUGCUGUCCAUUUUCAACAGAUGUACUCUUGCAAUUUCAUGAGGAAAACAGUAUUUUGAACAGAUUGAAAAAGAUACCAGAAAUGUUGAUGUUGAAUGCAAUAAAAGCUAUGCUUGUCCUGUU